UGUACGAUUUCAUUUUUAUUGCAGCUAUUCCGUGGCAACUACGACCGUUACAUCGUGGUAACACACACCCUUAACAAACCAUUUGUUGCUCGAUAUGUUCGUGUUCACCCCAGAGCGUAUCGUGGAUGGAUGUCUAUGAGGGUUGAGUUCUUCGGAUGUAUCAUCGGUCUGUACCUUUUAUAUGUAAUAUCAAACACGAAAAACCGUGUUAUUGACAUGCGAGUACCGAUGAAGGUGACAAGUGUUGCGACUCAAGGAAGAAGUGAUGCUAGUCAGUGGGUGACGAAAUAUAUGCUGUCGUAUAGUAUUGAUGGAGCACAUUACACCAUUUAUUGGUCACAAGGAAGACCUUGGUAUUUCCUUGGAAACCGUGAUAGGAACACUAUCAAGCAGCACAGACUCUUCCCAGUCGCCCGCGCGAGAUUCAUACGUUUUCUACCCAGAGGGUGGUACAGACACAUUUCCAUGAGAGUUGAACUCAAUGGCUGUCCAGCUGGACUCUCCGACUUCUCAGGACGCUGUGCUCUUCCACUUGGCUUGGAGGAUAAACGAAUCGUAGACGGAGCCCUUAGUGCCUCGACAUACUACAAUCACCACUUGGCGCCAUGGCUGGGACGAAUCAACUCUAUCCGCUCUUGGAGCGCACGUGUUAAUAAUGCUCGACAGUGGCUUCAGAUAUGCCUCGGUAAUAUUGCACGUGUUACAGGAAUUGUAACACAAGGCAGACGAGAUGCUCAUCAGUGGGUGACUCGGUAUGUGUUGUCCUAUGGAGAUGGGUCCAUCUUUAAAGCUUACAGGGAAAGGAGGAAAGUUAGGAUGUUCCGUGGUAACUCAGACAGAAAUUCGAUCGUAUCAUAUACCUUGUUGCGACCAUUCAGAGCACAGUAUGUCCGUAUUCACCCUAAAGCCUGGAGAAGUCACAUAUCCAUGAGGGCUGAACUUUACGGAUGUCAGAGAGGUACGAUUAGAAAUUAUCAGUCUUGUGGAGAACUGACAAGAGUUUGUAGCUAUCCUCUUGGCGUCCAGAGCGGUCGCAUCAAAAAUGCUCAGAUUACUUCAUCAUCCAUGUGGGACCGCUACCACGCACCAUUCCUUGGACGACUGAAGCGCGUGCGCACUGGUCGGUACGUGGGAGGCUGGGCAGCCAGACACAACAAUCAUCACCAAUGGAUUCAGUUUGAUAUGCGCCGCAUCUACAAGAUCACCAUGUUAUCAACACAAGGAAGGAAAAUUGUCAAACAGUGGGUGACACGCUAUACGCUUGCACACAGUGUGGAUUGCGUGCACUUUGUACCUUACAAACAAAGAGAUCGACUGAAGUACUUCGUUGGAAACUAUGACGGAGCUUCAAUCGUCACGAGGACAUUGACUCCACCAAUGACAGCACGGUGUGUUCGUAUUCACCCUCGUGGUUGGUACAGACAUAUCUCCAUGAGAGUUGAACUACACGGCUGCACACCAGAAGAACAGAAAGCGGACAAUGUAAAAGCUAUCUGCACAAUUCUCAUUGCUUAUUGGCACAUGUUGAAAGUAACCGUAGUUCAUUCAUAUUCUUCUUUCUUUGUUCCAGAGCGUUGUGACAUCCCUCUUGGCUCAGAAGACGGCCGCUUGCCCGACGUCGUUUUCACCGCUUCCUCCAUCUACAACGCCCAUUAUGCCGCUUAUCAAGGCAGGCUAAAUGCCAUGCGCAGUGGCUCGAAAUUUGGUUCAUGGAUUGCACGGUACAACAACAGACGGCAGUGGUUCCAGAUUGACCUCGGAAACAAAGCAAUCGUGAUUAAGAUUGGAAUUCAAGGACGAUAUGACGCUAAUCAGUGGGUGAAGAGUUACACAAUUGCUUACGGGAUGAACGGAUUUCAUUUCCGCUUCUACAAGGAAGGGGGGAGAACAAGGGUUUUCCAAGGAAACUCUGAGAGGCAGAUAGUGGUUAUCAGUCGCUUCCGGACACCGAUUCGUGCUCGCUUUGUAAAACUUUAUCCCAGAACUUGGCAUGGUCAUAUUUCUAUGAGACUUGAGUUGUAUGGCUGCAGUAAAGGUAAAAAUACUAAAUGUUGGGAAAAAAACUUGUCACUUCGUAAGUGAACCCAUUUUA
This is a messenger RNA of Orbicella faveolata, 2092 nucleotides long. RefSeq lists its product as uncharacterized. NCBI's taxonomy places the organism in Eukaryota, Metazoa, Cnidaria, Anthozoa, Scleractinia, Merulinidae. The record is from RefSeq and is a predicted model, not a curated record.